This is a messenger RNA of Eremomyces bilateralis CBS 781.70, 198 nucleotides long. RefSeq lists its product as uncharacterized. The record is from RefSeq and is a predicted model, not a curated record. Lineage: Eukaryota; Fungi; Ascomycota; Dothideomycetes; Eremomycetales; Eremomycetaceae. Gene Ontology annotation, biological process: mitochondrial respiratory chain complex IV assembly. The annotation marks the transcript as partial. Gene Ontology annotation, cellular component: mitochondrial intermembrane space. The transcript has 3 exons.
CCCGAGCGCGGCUCGUUUCCCCUCGAUCACGAUGGCGAAUGCAAACGCCAAAUGAUGCGCUACCUCCGAUGCAUAAAGUCACACCGCGGUACGAAUGACGACGAGUGCCGGCUGCUGUCACGGGAAUAUUUGGAGUGUCGGAUGGAAAGCAGGAAUCUAAUGGCACCGGACACGUCGGAUAAUUUGGGAUUCGCAGAC